AUGGCAAUGAACAUUCCUGGUGGAAAUCCAUGGGGUCCAAGGGCAGCUGGUAAUCCGUUCCUCGCAGGCACCCGACCGGUGAUUGCGGACUUAGCUAUUGCGGCACUUAAGGAUCGGGAAUCAAAAAGACGUAGGAGGAUUUGCCCUCAGUUUAACCCAAACCGGUCGCUUUUUCUUCUCUCGAAGAGAAAUCCUAUUCGGCGUUACUGCCUUAUGAUUGUUGAUGCCAAACCUUUUGAAUUCUUCAUUCUCGCAACCAUUCUUGCCAAUUGCAUUGCUCUGGCCAUCAAUCACCCCUACCCCAUGGGGGAUUACAACGCCACAAAUGUUGCGCUGGAGAAGACAGAACUGGUCUUUCUCAUCAUCUUCACGACUGAAGCCGUGUUAAAAAUCAUCGCCUACGGCUUUGUUCUACAUCCAGACGCCUAUUUACGAAAUUUCUGGAAUGUUCUCGACUUCUCUAUUGUUGUGAUUGGACUGGGCUCCAAAUGUCUCGAAAAUACCAAGUUGGAUGUGAAAUCGUUGAGGGCUUUCCGUGUUCUACGACCACUUCGACUGGUGUCGGGUCUUCCAAGUCUGCAGGUUGUGCUCAAUUCGAUUGUCACUGCCAUGGUGCCAUUGUUUCACAUCUUCCUCUUGGUGAUUUUCCUCAUCAUCAUUUACGCCAUCAUUGGACUGGAGUUGUUCCAGAGCAAGCUGCAUGCCACUUGCUACCUUGUUCAGGAAAAUACCACCUACACCAUGAUGGACAAUCCACGGCCCUGUUCAAACAGCUCCUACUCUAUGGCUUUCAAUUGCUCUGAGAUUGGACCGAACUACGUGUGUCGAGAUUUGCCACCCGAGUUAGGUGAACGCUAUGUGGGGCCUGAGGAUGGCUUGGUGAAUUUUGACAACUUUCUCUACGCCAUGCUCACUGUUUUCACCUGUGUCACCAUGGAGGGUUGGACCACUUUUGGCGCCUAUAUAGCUGCCGCAGUCGGUCAUUGGUGGCCAUGGAUAUACUUUGUCAGUCUCAUUCUUCUGGGCUCCUUUUUUGUCAUGAAUCUCGUUCUUGGUGUCUUGAGUGGAGAAUUCACUAAAGAGAAGGAUAAGACAGAUCGGAAGGAAUUAUUCCGAAAGGAGCGCCAGCAAAAGAGGGAACAACAGGACUAUGAAAAUUAUAAGGAGUGGAUUGAAAUUGCAGAGGACCUUUCGGAAUCAGAGGCCGAGGCGAAAAGCAACAAAGAAUUGGAAUCUGGUCUUAUGGACGGGAAAAUUGUGGAGGAUCAGGAGGCCACAAACGAGCCAACCGCCAGGUCCCAGUGCUGUGAAGGAAUGCGUCGAUUGAAGAAGUUCCGAAAACGCCUUCGACGGGUGAUAACGGCGUUUGUAAAGAGUCGCCAAUUCUUUGCUCUAAUCCUCACCUUUGUGUUUCUCAAUACCAUUGUUCUGGUCACUGAGCAUCACAACCAACCACUCUGGCUCAAUCAAUUUCAAAAUUUUGCCAAUGUGCUGUUUGUGAGCCUCUUCACUCUGGAGAUGAUCAUCAAGAUGUGCGCCUAUGGCAUUCAGGACUACUUUGCAACUCUCUUCAACCGCUACGAUUUUUUCGUCGUUGUCGUCUCCAUUCUGGAGAUUAUCCUCACCUAUAUAGGUGUUAUCGACCCAAUGGGACUCUCGGUGUUGCGUUGUGCUCGCCUCCUACGCAUCUUCAAAAUCACCCAUUACUGGGCUGGUCUACGGGGUCUUGUCAACCGUCUGCUGAAAUCGAUAAAGUCGGUUGCCGGUCUGCUGCUUCUCCUCUUCCUCUUCAUUCUCAUCUGCUCCCUUUUGGGUAUGCAGUGGUUCGGUGGUACCUUCAAUUUUCCUAACACCGACAAACCCAGAAGCCACUUUGAUGGCAUCGCCCAGUCCAUGAUCACUGUGUUUCAGAUGCUGACCGGUGAGGAUUGGAACGCUGUGAUGUACAAUGGGAUGCGUGCCUACAAAGCUGAUGGUCCUUUGUUCGCUUUCGUGGUUAUUUACUUCGUCAUCGUCUUUGUUGUUGGAAACUACAUUCUACUGAACGUCUUCUUGGCUAUCGCUGUGGACAAUCUGAGCGAUGAAGAUGAAGAUGAUGAAGAAGGCGGGAUGGAUGACGACAACGACGUUGACGAUCAUCCCGGAUCUUCUGCAGCUGCCAAGAAAGCUGCAGAGGCAGCUGCUAACGCGAAAGGUCCAUUAGAUGCCUACAUGGAGAUGAACUAUGAAGAGGUAUUUGCCGAAGAGGAGGAACCGGAUGAUGGCAAUCUGGCCUCCAAGUUGGAACAAAUGGAGAUAAAUAUGGCAAAUCCGCAAACAAUUCCUCCCUACUCGGCAUUCUUUAUCUUCGACCCGACAAACAAAUUUAGGAUCUUCUGCCACAACAUUGUUUCCUCGCCAAUCUUCACGAAUCUUGUUCUCGCCUGCAUUCUCAUCAGUUCAGCCCUACUUUGUGCUGAAGACCCCUUAAAUACAUAUUCGUUGACUAAUCGGAUUCUAAAUUACUUUGAUUACUUCUUCACAAGCGUCUUCACAAUUGAGAUCACACUAAAGAUGAUUGCUCAUGGUUUCAUAAUGCACGAAGGUGCCUUCCUGCGAAGUAUGUUCAACCUUCUCGAUUUGAUCGUCGUCUUUGUCGCGCUAAUCUCCUUCAUGUUGGAAAAUGAGGCAAUUUCGGCGGUCAAAAUUCUUCGGGUGUUGCGUGUGCUUCGACCUUUGCGGGCCAUUAAUCGAGCCAAGGGUUUGAAGAACGUGGUGCAAUGCGUGGUCACAGCCCUGAAGAGCAUAGGCAACAUUAUGCUGGUGACAGUCCUCAUUGAAUUUGUCUUCGCAGUCAUCGGAGUGCAGCUCUUUAAGGGGAAGUACGUCUCUUGUAACGAUCCCUCCAAACUCACCGAACAAGACUGCAAGGGCUUCUUCAUCGAAUAUGAACACGGACGACCAGCUGAUGUGGUAGAGAGGGUGUGGACCCACUCGGAAUUAAACUUUGACAACGUCGCGAAUGCCAUGUUGACCCUCUUCGUGGUCCUCACCUUUGAGGGAUGGCCACCAAUUCUCUACGCAGGCAUUGAUUCCAACGAGGAGGACAUGGGACCACUACAGGAUCAUCGAAAGUACAUUGCUCUUUACUUCAUCAUCUACCUCAUCGUUGCCUCCUUCUUCAUGGUGAAUAUCUUCGUCGGUUUUGUCAUUGUCACCUUUCAACGCGAGGGCGAACGCGAAUACAAGAAUUGCGAACUGAACAAAAAUCAGCGUAAAUGCAUCGAGUACGCGUUGAAGGCUCGACCGCGGCGGCGUUACAUUCCCAAGGGCCAUCUUCAAUACAAGAUCUGGUCCAUGGUGGUGUCACGAAAAAUGGAGAUCACCAUUUUUACGUUCAUCUUCUUGAAUACAGUUACGCUAGCAUGCAAGCACGACAAAAUGGAUCCAACCUUCAGUAGCGUGUUGGACAAUUUCAAUUACUUCUUCACUGCCGUCUUCACCGUGGAAUUCAUCCUCAAACUAUCUGCCUUCAGCUUCAGACACUACUUUGGGGACCCCUGGAAUGUCAUCGACUUUAUCAUCGUGCUUGGCAGUUAUAUUGACAUCAUUGUUAGUAAAGCCAGUUCAGAGACCACGCUGAAAUUUAACAUCAACUUCUUCCGUCUCUUCCGUGUAAUGCGGUUGGUGAAACUCUUGAGCAAGGAGGAGUCUAUCCGGAAGCUUUUAUGGACCUUCAUCAAGUCAUUACAGGCCCUGCCCUACGUUGCGCUGUUGAUCGCAAUGCUCUUCUUCAUCUACGCCGUCAUUGGAAUGCAACUAUUUGGUAAAAUUAGUCUUCAUCAACCCGGUCUGGCACUCGGCGAAGACGGCGUCAUUCAUCGUAGCAACAACUUCCGCAACUUCUUCUUCGCCCUCCUCGUUCUUUUCAGAUCGGCGACUGGCGAAUCCUGGCAGGAGAUAAUGCUCGCCUGCACUCCAGGUCGAAAAUGCGCGGUGGACUCUGAGGAUGGAAGCGAAGGCAUGAAUUGUGGGUCCAACUUGGCAUAUCCCUACUUCAUAACUUUCUACCUCUUCUGCUCUUUCGUGAUAAUCAAUCUCUUCGUCGCGGUUAUUAUGGACAACUUUGACUACCUUACACGGGAUUGGUCAAUCCUGGGACCACAUCAUUUGGAUGAAUUUGUGACCCGAUGGGCUGAGUAUGACCCUGAGGCUAAGGGCCGUGUUCGACAUUUGGACGUAGUGACAAUGCUGGGGAAGAUCAGUCCUCCUCUAGGCUUCGGAAGCAUGUGUCCUCACACUCGAGCCUGUCAUAGCACCAGCUUGGAGUGUGUUCUCGAUAACCCUACUGUCGCAAAUCUCACUAAAUCACAAGCUAUCCACAGCCAAUUUCGGGGUUGGUAUUCAUUUGAGCUGUUUGACCACCGCUAA
This is a messenger RNA of Echinococcus granulosus, 4410 nucleotides long. RefSeq names its product Muscle calcium channel subunit alpha-1. The record is from RefSeq and is a predicted model, not a curated record. The transcript is spliced from 34 exons. Gene Ontology annotation, cellular component: membrane; voltage-gated calcium channel complex. Bases 1 to 4410 code for a protein of 1469 amino acids. NCBI's taxonomy places the organism in Eukaryota, Metazoa, Platyhelminthes, Cestoda, Cyclophyllidea, Taeniidae. Gene Ontology annotation, biological process: calcium ion import across plasma membrane. Gene Ontology annotation, molecular function: high voltage-gated calcium channel activity.